Messenger RNA from Vollenhovia emeryi, 1175 nucleotides. RefSeq lists its product as uncharacterized. Lineage: Eukaryota; Metazoa; Arthropoda; Insecta; Hymenoptera; Formicidae. The record is from RefSeq and is a predicted model, not a curated record. Bases 329 to 1105 code for a protein of 258 amino acids. The transcript has 3 exons.
CUUGACCGUAACCCGUGUCUGUGGCCCACGGCCAUCGUGAAAAUUCGUGAAUGACCGCUCGUCUGCGAGCAUGAAUGUGUAACAUGGACGCAUUGGGGAUCGAUACAAGUGAUUGCCAAUGGAGUUUAGACGUGCGAGACGCUCGAGUUUACCUGCGAGGCUCGAUUUCGCACGAUCCUCGGACCUAGGAAUCUCCAAUUAGUCUGAAUUAGCCGUAAAGCUCUGGAACGCUGAAACUCAUCCGCCACCGGUGGACCGACGGGUGUCAUGAGCGUGCCCGGUGCGAUAAUACCGCAGGAUAUAGCAUUUUGUAAAUUAAAAUAAGGAGAUGGAACGCGUGCGUUUUGUUGUAUAUAGAGACCAGAUGGUUUACGACGAUGUCACCGCCAGGUUGCACCGUGUAGUUAGGUACGAGAAACGAAUCAAACGGUACACGACGCUCAGAUACAACGAUGCCGUUUGUAUAUGUAAUUUCACAAAGUCACUUUGCCUGUGCAAGGGCGGGAUCAAUGCCUAUUUCGUCUCUGCCUACAUUGCGACGUUGUCGAGGUCGAAUUUCUACCGCGCGAACGUCAUGAGGUUGUUCAGACCACUUCGGACAACCUGCGACAGGCCGUUUGACAUAGAACACUCGUUGAUAAUACGUUUAAGAUUAAAGGUACCGAGGAAGCAGUUUCUCGAUUACAAAUGGAACGACAAGCUAAUGCAAAUGAUUGCGGAGAGGCAGGAAGCUGAUCACGCCAUGUCUUGGCUGUCCACGCUCGGAGGAGCGUUUUCCGCACUGGGAGAGGAAUUUGAGCACUGCGCCACAAUGGCGGGCAAAAUCUCGGUGAAGCAGUUUGAGCUGGCGCUGCGCCUCAACAAUCCUCUCCUGGUUGCUCGUUGCAAGCUGUACGCUGCUUUAAGUCUCAUUCAACGUGGCCACUUUACCACCCCGAUGCACAUGAUACGAAAGAUCUACAAAUUUGCAAUUAAAGAAAAUGACGUCCGUCUCCAAAACAUGUGUCAGGGCGUGUGGGCCAAAUUGCGGUACAAUUACGGGCAGUACCAACGGCAAAAGAGGUCCCUGCUGUUGAAGACCUUGCACGUACCCUCGGAGGUUUAAGAAAUCUACGUCUACCUUCUACGUCUCUGUAAAUGUGUUAAUAAUACAUGUACUAUAUCUUGCAUACAAA